AUGGAGAUGGAUGUAGCGCAGAAAUUAAAUUUCGAUGCCGAGGAUUUUGAAGACGAGGAGCUGAAUAUCAGCUGUCGCACAAAUAGUUCCGGAUGCGAUGUUGAAGAUCACCUCGAUUCUUCUGCCGAAGAAUUUUCUCCGUCUCCACGUCAAAGAAAAUUAUCAUUUGAACAUUCCAUGGAUUGCAGUGACAGUGAAAGUAAUGCUACCGAUAAUAUUAUCGAUUGUAAAACAACCCCGGCCGUAAUUGUGACAGGUCCUAUGGGAAUUAGGAACCCCUACAGAGAGAGUAAUCCUCAGUCAAGAACUGUAUUGGCAUGUAGUCCUCCUUACAAAAGAGUGAGAGCUCUCAGGUUAUUUGAUUCGCCAGCAACACCAAAAACUUUGGUAGAAAAAAGCACAAUGCACACUCCGGUCCCGACAAAAUGUACUAGGCUAUUUCCGCCUGAUAAGCCGAGGUCUAUGUCCUCUGGGUUCCUUUUAAAGCCGGAUAAGCCUACGGCUAAUGUUAAUCCAUUUACUCCCAAUGGCAUGUUAAUUACCGCUCGGAAACGAAGCCGGUCCAAGCGCAGCCUCAUUGGAUCGCCAGAUAUAAGGAUACCCAAAUUCGAUCUUACGGAUUCCGGAGAGUCAGACCAUGAAGGAGAGCACCCGACAAAGCGGCUGGCGCUUCAAGAAUCCAAUAUCCCACGAUAUCAUCAGGAAUUCCUUGAAGAAGGACUAAUUGGCGCUGGUGAAUUCGGGUCAGUGUAUAAAUGCAUAAAUAGACUUGACGGCUGUGUGUACGCGAUUAAGAAGAGUUUGAAGCCGGUGGCUGGUAGUGUUUGUGAAAAGACUGCUCUUAAUGAAGUAUACGCACAUGCUGUGCUCGGUAAACAUCAACAUGUUGUACGGUACUACUCGGCUUGGGCAGAAAAUAAUCACAUGAUUAUACAGAAUGAAUAUUGUAAUGGAGGUAGUUUGGCUGACGUUAUUGUCAGGAAUAAAAUGGAAGGUAGAUCAUUUUCAGAGCCUGAGUUGCGUCAGUUACUACUUCAUGUUGCCGAGGGCUUACGGUACAUACACAGCAUGCAACUCGUACAUAUGGACAUUAAACCCGGUAAUAUAUUUAUUACUAAGGAGAAGCCGAUGCAUUCUGUUAAUUACGACUCUGCUGACGAUGGUUUCGAUGAAGAAGAGACUGUCGAGGAGGAAAUAACGUAUAAAAUUGGUGAUUUAGGACAUGUUACCUCUAUUAAUGACCCUCAAGUCGAAGAAGGAGACUGUAGAUAUUUACCCACGGAAAUAUUACAAGAAAAUUUUUCGCAUCUCACCAAAGCUGAUAUUUUUGCAUUAGGUUUAACUGUUUACGAAGCGGGAGGAGGCGGUGAAUUACCAAAAAACGGUCCCGUGUGGCAUGAAAUCAGAAAGGGAAAUUUGAAAGAACUACCUCAAUACAGCCGAGAUUUUAAUGAUUUAUUAAAGUCAAUGGUUCAUCCCAACCCAGAGUCCAGACCAUCGGCACUUUCCUUAAUCCAGCAUAGAGUGUUAUGCCCUGUUGGAAACAAAACCAAAGCUCAACUACGUCGUGAAUUGAAUGCCGAAAAAUUGAAGAAUCAAAUCUUGACACAACAACUCCAAGAAGCUGCUAAAUGUAUAAAAAAAAUAGCGCCGAAUGUCGCAGCCUUUACCAACAACAACAACAACUUGAAUUCCGGUGGCUAUCAACUACGACAGACAGCGACAAGAGCGUCAACACGGGCUUUGGGAAAGAAAGUUAAUCGUAGCAGUAGUACAACUAAUUUUUAA
Cotesia congregata is the source of this 1788-nucleotide messenger RNA. The record is from the annotation of a GenBank genome assembly. NCBI's taxonomy places the organism in Eukaryota, Metazoa, Arthropoda, Insecta, Hymenoptera, Braconidae.